AUGUCCGUUUCGUUAUUACAACCUUCUUUUUUGAUGUCAAAGACCAGAAGCUACGCGCAAAUUCUCAUUGGGUCUUGGUUGUUCUUAACAGCGAUGGCUAUUCAUUUAAGUCUUGGGGUAGCACCACUAGAUCUUCAACAAGGUGGAAAUUCUCGUAUUCUCUAUGUACAUGUUCCUGCGGCUCGGAUGAGUAUUAUUGUUUAUAUCGCCACGGCUAUAAACACUUUCUUGUUCCUAUUAACAAAACAUCCCCUUUAUCUUCGCUCUUCCGGAACCGGUAUAGAAAUGGGUGCUUUUUUUACGUUGUUUACCUUAGUUACUGGGGGGUUUCGGGGAAGACCAAUGUGGGGGACCUUUUGGGUGUGGGAUGCUCGUUUGACCUCUGUAUUCAUCUCGUUUCUUAUUUACCUGGGUGCACUGCGUUUUCAAAAGCUUCCUGUCGAACCGGCUUCUAUUUCAAUUCGUGCUGGACCGAUCGAUAUACCAAUAAUAAAGUCUUCAGUCAACUGGUGGAAUACAUCGCAUCAACCUGGGAGCAUUAGCCGAUCUGGUACAUCAAUACAUGUUCCUAUGCCCAUUCCAAUCUUGUCUAACUUUGCUAACUUCCCCUUCUCAACCCGUAUCUUGUUUGUUCUGGAAACACGUCUUCCUAUUCCAUCUUUUCUCGAAUCUCCUAUAACGGAAGAAAUUGAAGCUCGAGAAGGAAUACCAAAACCUAGUUCACUCGCUCUCUUUGCAUCCAUGGCUGAAUGGUUAAAGCGCCCAACCUAA
This is a messenger RNA of Arabidopsis thaliana (thale cress), 771 nucleotides long. It is a transcript of the gene ABCI5, whose product is annotated as Cytochrome C assembly protein. The transcript has a single exon. NCBI's taxonomy places the organism in Eukaryota, Viridiplantae, Streptophyta, Magnoliopsida, Brassicales, Brassicaceae. The coding region runs from base 1 to 771 and encodes 256 amino acids. The record is from RefSeq and is marked reviewed.